AUGGAAAAUGUUGAAGAUAUCGAAAAUCUUCUUUCCCUUCAUUGGCCACAUAUCUUUUCUUCCAUUGAUCCUUCAACACCCAUCACUCUCACCAAACUAUCUCGAUACAACUGGCUCAUCAAAUGUUCCGAACAACUUUCCUAUGUACUUAAAUCAUCACAAACAAAUAAUUUAGAUCUCGAACUGAAAUAUCUCACCGAUCUAAAUCGUUAUUUCAACAACGAGUAUCGAGUUCCACUACCCAUUAUCACAAUCAAAAAUGAAAGACAUGUUA
This is a messenger RNA of Adineta ricciae, 274 nucleotides long. The record is from the annotation of a GenBank genome assembly. NCBI's taxonomy places the organism in Eukaryota, Metazoa, Rotifera, Eurotatoria, Adinetida, Adinetidae.